Messenger RNA from Salvia hispanica, 789 nucleotides. Its product is annotated as ubiquitin-conjugating enzyme E2 28-like. Lineage: Eukaryota; Viridiplantae; Streptophyta; Magnoliopsida; Lamiales; Lamiaceae. The record is from RefSeq and is a predicted model, not a curated record.
CACAAAUUAUAUUUGCACAUUUAAUAUUGCAUAUAUUUAAAGUGAGGCUGUAUUCACCAAAAACGAGUUUCAUCGCGUCAAGAUCAAGAAGGCGGCAGCUGAACAAGAACGCAAAGGCGAAUCAACUGAACAAGUCUUCGUCUCUCUCUCUCUUGGCAGAUAGUCAAAAGAUCGGAUUUUUUCUUCGAUGGCUUCAAAACGGAUCUUGAAGGAGCUCAAGGAUUUGCAGAAGGAUCCUCCCACUUCUUGCAGCGCAGGACCUGUUGGUGAAGACAUGUUUCAUUGGCAGGCAACGAUAAUGGGUCCGCAGGAUAGUCCAUACGCAGGAGGAGUGUUUUUAGUGACGAUUCAUUUCCCCCCGGAUUACCCUUUCAAGCCUCCAAAGGUUGCAUUCAGGACAAAAGUUUUUCAUCCAAACAUCAACAGCAACGGUAGCAUAUGCCUCGACAUUUUGAAGGAGCAGUGGAGCCCCGCCUUGACAAUAUCCAAGGUGUUGCUCUCUAUCUGUUCGCUCCUAACGGAUCCGAACCCUGAUGACCCAUUGGUGCCUGAGAUCGCUCAUAUGUACAAGACGGAUAGGGCCAAGUACGAGCAAACUGCUCGGAGCUGGACUCAGAAGUAUGCCAUGGGUUAAUCCAAUCCCCUCAUGAAUUAGAUUUGCAUUUAUGUAAAAAAUGAUGUGUUGUUUAUCUGUUCCUGCAACGGACUCACUCAUGUGUAAGACCUCUUGAAACUCUGCAAAUGAUGCGUUUGAACUGUUGAUAUGGAAUUUCUGUUGGCUUUGCUUUA